AUGGCAAGCGUGAUGUCCAAAGGGAUCAGCAUUGAAUCUGAGCCAUGGCUGGCAGACCAUGACAGCUCGCUGCCAAAGAUCCACAUUGGCAUCUGCGCAAUGGACAAGAAGGCGCACUCGAGGCCCAUGAGUGCCAUUGUAGAGCGAUUGGAGGCCUACGGCGAGUUUGACAUCAAGUACUUUGGCGAUGAGACCAUUCUGCACAAGCCCAUCACCGAGUGGCCCACCUGCGACUGCCUCUUGUCCUGGCACUCUGAUGGCUUCCCGCUCCCUAAGGCGCAGAAAUAUGCUGCGCUGAGGAAGCCCUACCUCAUCAACGACAUGGUCAUGCAGGACGUUCUGCUGGACAGGCGCAGAGUCUAUGGCUCCCUCCAGGAGAAUGGCAUUCCAGUCCCUCAUCACAUCUGCGUGGACAGGGAUAAUCUGCCACCGGGCACAGACCCCCCAGGCUUUGUGGAGACUGAGGAUUAUGUCGAGCAGAAUGGCGUGCAGAUAAAGAAGCCAUUUGUGGAGAAGCCAGUGAGCGGAGAGGACCACAACAUUUACAUCUACUACCCUCACGCCAUGGGAGGGGGUGUCAAGCGGUUGUACCGCAAGAUUGAGAAUCGCUCUGGCGACUAUGACCCCAAUCACCCUGGCACUGUCAGGCGGGAUGGCUCGUAUAUCAUAGAGGAGUUCCUCACCACAGGCGGCACAGACGUGAAGGUGUACACAGUGGGUCCGCGCUAUGCGCAUGCUGAAGCACGGAAGAGCCCAGUGGUGGAUGGCAAGGUCACGCGCUCUGCUGAUGGCAAGGAGCUCCGCUUCCCUGUGCUGCUCUCGCCGCAGGAGAAGGAAAUUGCCAGGAUGGUGUGUCUGGCGUUUGGCCAGAAGGUCUGCGGCUUUGACUUGCUACGCUCGGAGCGGGGCAAGAGCUACGUCUGCGAUGUCAACGGCUGGUCCUUUGUCAAGAACUCCCACAAGUACUACGACGAUGCGGCCGGGAUUCUGCGCAGCAUCAUUCUGAGCGCGAUCGCACCACACCGGCUGGCGACGGCGCCGCCGCAGCUGCCCAUGUCCUCGGCUAACUCGGCAAAGGACGAUGCCAUGAUGCUGGCUGAGCGCCAGGCAACAGAGGAGCCCAACUUCUUGCCCUAUGCCGCCAUGGACAGCAGCGAUGAGGUGGACGACAGGCAUUAUGAGGAGCUGCGCUGCGUGCUGGCUAUUGUUAGGCAUGGAGACCGCACGCCCAAGCAGAAGAUGAAGAUGAAGAUCACACAGGAGCCCCUGCUGGAGCUGCUGCGGAAGCACAUGGACUCCAAGGGCAAGCAGGCAAAGCUGAAGAGCCCCGCCGAGCUGCAGGAGCUGCUAGAUGUCACCAGGGCUCUGCUGGCAGACAUGGACAAGAACCGAUCUGCCAAGGGGGCCGACGGUGACGGCGCAGUAGCCACAGGAGAGCUGAAGCUGGACGCAGACCAGGACGAGCUGCGCGAGAAAUUUGGCAUUGUGCGGACGGUGCUGGAGCACGGCGGCAGCUUCGCGGGAGUGAACCGGAAGGUGCAGCUGAAGCCGCUGCGGUGGGCGCCGCCGGAGGAGGGGUCGCAGGACGCGCCGCGCAUCGUCGAGGCCCUGCUCAUCCUCAAGCACGGCGGCGUCCUCACCCAUGCCGGUCGCCAGCAGGCGGAGGCUCUGGGCAAUGUGUUCCGGACGGUGAUGUAUCCGCGCUACGGCCCGGCCGGGGGCGGCCUGCUGCGGCUGCACUCCACGUACCGCCACGACCUCAAGAUCUACUCCUCGGACGAGGGCCGCGUGCAGACCAGCGCCGCCGCCUUCACGCAGGGAUUGCUUGACUUGGAGGGCGACUCCCUCACACCCAUCCUCGUCAGUCUGGUGAAGAAGGAUGCCGGCAUGCUGGACGCGUUUGGCAAGGGGGCGAGCGAGGACAUCCGCGCGGCCAAGGCAGAGCUCUACGCGCAGAUGACGUGGGACCCGAUGACAUCCCAGUCGCUCAACACCCCUCCCCAGAUCACCACCCCCAUGCCCUCGCCACCGCCGUCUCCCAAAACAGACUCCGCCCUCCACAAGGCCAACUCAGGCAGCAUGAAUUCGCCUCCGCAGGGAGUCUCCAUCUUCAAAGCGGCGGACGCCGCGCAGUCGCGGCCGCUGUCACCGAUGCCUUCGGGGCUGACCAGCCGCCGCGCGUCGCAUGACGGCUCGGUGAGCAGCGGCGCCGGCGGCGGAGGCAGUCGCCGCGCCACCGAGGACGCCGCGGCCCGCCCAGUGAUCCACCCCAUGCCCCAGAAGCCGCUCUCGCUGCUGCGCCAGCUCACCGGGCACAUCAAGGUGUUGGUGGAGCAGCUGAGGCAAAUGUGCCUGGACGAGCGGGUCGGCAGGAAUGGCCCCGAAGGUCGCAACUACAGCGCUCUCACGCAGAGCCCACGCGAGUGGGGCCUGGAGUCUGGGAAGCCCUGCAGCGGCGAGCGCCUGCUGCUCAUGUUUGACAGAUGGCGCAAGCUGCUCAAGGCGUUCUACAGUGACAAGAAGCAGCAGUUUGACAUCAGCAAGGUGCCGGACAUCUAUGACUCUGCCAAGUACGAUGCCAUCCACAACAGCGAGCUGGGCCUGACCCUCAAGCCCCUCUACACGGUGGCGAAACAGCUGGCGGACUGCGUGAUUCCCAACGAGUAUGGCAUCGACCCGGCCGGGAAGAUGCGUAUCGGCUCCAAGAUCUGCUGCGCGCUGCUGGGCAAGCUGCUCGCCGACCUGGCCAACAUGCGCGAGGAAUCCAUCGCCACUGCGGGCAUGGAGGGCACAGGCGAGCCGGUAUCGCCCUUUGACUACGUGGAUCUGAACCCGGCGGCGUCAGCGGCGGACAUCCCAGGGCCGGCCGCGCAGGGCAUGCAGCAGAGGGCCGACGCCUUCUCUGCCACAUCAGCGCCGGCCCGCCUCGACGGCGCGGACACCAUGCUCUCGGACGACAGCCUGCUGAACAACGCUGCCUCCACCUCCUCCACCGGCGUGCUGGGAACGGAGGAGACAGCGGGGAACGACGACGAGGUUGAGGAGGACAGGGAGACGCUGCACCGGCUGUGCCCCACGUACGCGCAGGACAUCAACUCGCCGCUGCGCCACGUGCGCACGCGCAUCUACUUCACCUCCGAGUCCCACAUGCACUCCCUCAUCAACGUCCUCCGCUUCGCCCACCUAUCGCGGGACAUCCCCACAGAGAGCCUGGUGAGCGACGCUGCGCAGGAGAUGCUGCGGAACACCACAGAGCUGGACUACAUGACCCACAUCGUCUUCCGCAUGUAUGAGAACAAGAGGGUGCCUGUGGAGAGCGCUGAGAGGUUCCGGGUGGAGGUGCUCUUCAGCCGGGGGGCGGGGCACAAUCCAUUUGAGGUCAUCCCCAUCAAGCAGGACCACACCCUGCCCAUCGCCCUGCGCACUCCUCUCCACCGAGAUACGGGGACUACCUGGUCGCAGCUAUCGGAGCUACUCAGUCCCCACUCCACACCGGCCAAGGCGUCCACGUACACAUACUCUAUGCAAUGA
Messenger RNA from Coccomyxa subellipsoidea C-169, 3531 nucleotides. RefSeq lists its product as hypothetical. The transcript has 23 exons. Bases 1 to 3531 code for a protein of 1176 amino acids. NCBI's taxonomy places the organism in Eukaryota, Viridiplantae, Chlorophyta, Trebouxiophyceae, Coccomyxaceae. Gene Ontology annotation, biological process: inositol phosphate biosynthetic process; inositol metabolic process. Gene Ontology annotation, molecular function: inositol hexakisphosphate kinase activity; diphosphoinositol pentakisphosphate kinase activity; ATP binding. The record is from RefSeq and is a predicted model, not a curated record.